AAAAUGGGGGCAUUUCAAAUAACCUGACAGUUUAGCCUCUGUGUCAGUGACAUGCUUGAAAGGAGAGAAAUAUACUGUAACCUAGAUUUCAAAGGUCACAGUAAUACUGUCCCAAGCAUUUUUAAAGCUAUGAUUUAUGUGCCAGUAUAUUAGCAAUAUGGAUGGUUUCAAGGUUUGGUCUGUUCUGCUGAUUAUAGUUUACAGCCUGUGCCAAAGAUGUAUGCUGUGCGGUAUUUCAACACAUAUUGAAAUAGCACAUCGAGCUCUGGAAUUUUUCAGUAAACAUGAAGGGAAUGUUAACUAUAGAAAGUUGUUACUAAACCACCAGGAUGCAUUUCAGGCUGGGAGCCUUUAUCCUGAUGCCUUUUAUCCUGUUAUCUGCAGGAAUGGAAUAUUCCAUCAUGUUUCUGAAGACACUCACUGGGCACCAUUUCUCAACACUAGUAUCCAUUACAUCAGGAAGAAGUAUCCUCAGCCUUGGGAGGAGGCUACAGAGAAACUGGUGGCUUUCCUGUUUGGAAUUGCCUCACAUAUGGUGGCAGAUGUGAGCUGGCAUAGCUUGGGCAUUGAUCAAGGAUUUCUAAGGACCAUGGGAGAAAUUGAUUUUCAUGGCUCAUACUCAGAUGCUCAUCGUACUGGUGAUUUUGGAGGUGACGUAUUAAGCCAAUUUGAGCUUGAUUUUAGUUACCUGAAAGCAGACUGGUAUGUACCAGUCAAAGACCUGCUAGCUAUCUAUAAGGAAUAUUAUGGCCAAGAAGUAAUAACCGAAGGCACAAUUAUUGACUGUACUUACCUGCAGUUUCUCGAAUUGCAUGGAGAAAUGCUUGCUGUUGCCAAGCUUUUCCCAUCAUAUGCUAGCAAAUCUCCAUUUUUGGUGGAGAGAUUCCAUGAGUAUUUCCUUGGAGGACUGGAUGACAUGGCAUUUUGGUCAAAUAAUAUUUUUCAGCUAGCAAGCCACAUGUUAGAAAAUGGGACCAGUGGCUGCUUCAUACCUGAGAACCCUCUAUUUAUAGAGUGCAAUGGGGAGCACAAGAACAGCAACAUAAUUAUACAGUCCAAAAAGGAACAGCACAAGAGUGUGACUUCUUCACUCACACAAACAACUGAAAAGAAUAUAAAUUAUACGGAGAAAGGAGUUUAUUUCAAUAUGCAAUCCUGGGCAACAAAGUCCCUCCACUUUAUUAAUGGUGCUUUUGCAAAGAAUGUCAGGAGAGCAUUUGCAGUCAUGCAUCAGCAAUCCUCUAACCAUGUCUCCAAGCCCACAGCCUCAUACUUCCUGAAAUCACCCUAUGCCAGGCUUGGAUGGGCAAUGACCUCAGGUGACUUAAACAAAGAUGGUUAUGAGGAUCUCGUGGUUGGAGCACCAGGAUACAGCAGAUUGGGCCAUGUUCAUAUAGGACGGGUGUACAUAGUUUACAGUAAUCGGUCAGGUUUGCCUCCAGUAAACAUGGAUCUAGACAAGGAAGCGGAUCAAGUGCUGGAGGGUUGCCAGCCUUCAGGCAGGUUCGGUUCUGCCAUAGCAGUACUGGACUUCAAUGAGGAUGGAGUACCAGAUGUAGCGGUGGGAGCACCUUCUGUAGGAUCACAGCAUCUCACUUACACCGGUGCUGUGUAUGUAUAUCUGGGCACUACAGGAAGAGGCCUGUCACCUUGGCCAAACAUUACCAUAAUUUGCCAGCACACAUUCUGUAACCUUGGCUGGUCACUGCUGGCUGCUGAUAUUGAUGGGGAUGGAAAGUCUGAUCUGGUUGCCGGUUCUCCUUUUGCACCUGGCGGUGGGGAGCAGAGAGGAUUUGUACUUGCAUUUUAUUCUCACUUCAACAGGAGUGACAAAGGGCUGCUGUCAGUAGAGGAUGCCAACUGGAUGGUGAAGGGGGAAAAGAACUAUGCCUGGUUUGGAUAUUCACUUGUUAGUUACCAGUUGAAGAACAAAACCUUACUGCUGAUUGGCAGCCCUACCUGGAAGAGCUGUACUGGUCUAGGUUGUUACAUCUCAUUGGAUACCAAACAGAGUGUUGGAAAGGUGUACGGAUAUAACCCACCAAGCACACAAAGCUGGUUUUCCGUAACUGGAGACAUGGAGAGGGGCAAACUGGGUUCGUCGCUGGCCAGAGGCUUCCUGUCUGUGGCUGGAAUUCCAAGAGAAGUGUUGGUGGUGGGUGUACCUACCUCUGACAGCACGUCUAGGAUUGCAUUUAUAUCCUCAGUACUGCACCAAGCUGGAACUGUUCUGAUGUAUGACUUGACAGAUGGUGCCAAACCUUCUUUGCUCAGCACUUUCAGUGGGGACAGGAGGUUCUCUCGCUUUGGAGGAGAUGUACACUUAAGUGACCUGGACAAUGAUGGACUAGAUGAAAUUAUUGUGACAUCUCCUCUGCGAACUGAAGACAUCACGUCUGUACUGUUUGGAGGGGAGGCUGGACGUGUGUACAUCUACAAUGGAAACCAGACCACCUCGGGUAACGUGACAGACAACUGCAAAUCAUGGAUUUCUCCUUGUCCUGAGGACUGGGCACAAUAUGUUCUAAUUUCUCCUGAAGAAAGAUCAAGGUUUGGGAGCUCUGUCAUCACUGUGAAAUCUCAAGGAAAGAGAGAAGUUGUAGUAGCUGCUGAGAGAAGUUCGGUGAAAGCUAGACUUAGUGGAAGGCUUUUUAUGUAUACCCUUUAAAUGUUUAAAUGUUCUUUUGUUGAGUCUGGGUAUAUGCCUGUUUUCAGUAGCAGAUCCCCCGGUAUCUAUGGUGUUCUCCUUCACUCCUCCCUCUGCCAUGCUAACAAACAGGAUGUAGCUAAAAAGAAGACAUAAGCAGCAGAAAGGAAAUUGGGGUUGAUUGGGGAAAAAAAAAAAAGACGGGGAAUACUAACUGUCAUGGUCCAUCCAUCCAGCCUUAGAAUUGCAAACCAAUUAAAAACCUCUUUCCAUGGAAGUCAGAAGGCUAAAUAACCCAGCCACACACAAAGCAGCAUGAAGGGAGCCAAAACAACAUCAACCUAGCAUCAAUCCAGGCAACUUAUGAGGGAAGCUGGUUCCAGCAGACCUGUUUGGCUGUUUGAGGAAAAAUGCAGCACCCCUAGUUGAUAUUAUCACUUAAAUAUGUGCAUGUGUACAAACACCUUUAACUCUGUCAUCGUACACCUGCCCAAACUCCUCCUGUACACCAGCAUCCCCCGAAUACCCUCUAUCUUACAUCAUGGACAUUUCUAAUACAGCCAACAAGCUCUCCAAUCAGCACCCACUGCUCUCCAGCUCACCCACUUAUCACCCAGACACACUAGCAGCUUCGGUCAGAUGUGGUGGUCCAGGCAUGCUGCAGCCAGAGCCGGUACGAAGGGGGUGCAUAGGUAACUAAGCUCGUCUUUGCACCCUAUUUUGCUCCUUGCCUUCCAGCAGCCUUAUAUGGGCUGCUUAGUGCCCCAAAGGACUAAACCAUAUCCAAGGAUCACCAUAGCAGCACCUUGGCUGCAACCUCUAUGCCAGCAACAGGGAUAAGGACUUGGCAUAGGACUCUCUACACCACACGUGCAACCCUCAUGUUUAGGGUAAUGCUGUCUGGGCUGGAUAGACUGGCACUGCAGUGAUCUUCUGCCAACCGCGUUGCACUGAGUGGCUCUGCUGUACCAGAUCAUCUGCUGUCUUGCUGCUUUAUCCUCCACGGAAAGAAAGUUCCUCAACUUUGCUCCUUAUCCCACAACCCUGCGUCUUAUUUUCCAACUGCAGUCCAGAAACCACCAAUCUUGAGGCCGAAAUACAAUCUACCCCAUCCAUCCUCCCCUUCUGCCGGGGACCAGAAAUCCCAUUGUACUUCCUGUAUUCAACCGCCUGAGACAAGCGGGAGACUCCAACUUAGGACAACAGUCCACACAUCCAUUUUCGUCCCAUCCACUCUACACAGCUCAGAUGGGAGUACCCCAUUCACAGAGCCAGGAUAGUAUGUUAUUUAUCUGAAAGAAAGUAUGCUACGUGCCUAGAAUGUUACAUUGAUACUUGGUGUUGACUUCACUACAGCUGAAGUUGUGCUAUAAAGGUACGUCUGAUAGAUGGAUGGUAGGCGGUUGCAAAGGGCUAGCAGCAGCUGGAUAGCACUUGCCUGUUGCGAGUCUCAGGGGUGAUCUGUUAAGGAAGCAGGAUGUCUGGCUUCAAGGGGAAGAGAAGGGCAAGGAGCUCAAGGUUGGACUCCACUGGCGAUUGUUCCUAAUGCUUUUAUGUAGAACUCAGUGACUCUGGUAAGUUAAAAUCCUGCUCUUAUUGUUAAUUGUAUUAUGUGUUCGACUCAUGAGUAUUGUGGUUUUGAAGAGGUAGGUUAAUGCUGAGUGUGUAUCCAUACACAAUUAAACAACAUACUUAAGCAACAGCAUAUGACCUCGUUGUUUGUGGGUUAGGUCUGCAACCAUUGGUGGGUGUAUAUGUGGGGGAGGGUUCAGAAGUUAUGACACUAUGAUACAUUUUUUUUGUGGUACAAGCCAGUAGCAAAGUAUUGGAGAAUUUUAAACAGUAAUCAUCCUCUUUGGAAUACAUAUAUAUAUGCAAGUCAAAAUCUUUCUUACUUUCUCAGUGUUUUCAGGAAGCAGUUUUAAAGAAUCUUCCAGCUCUUGAUAAUUCUAGCUUUAAAACAGAAGAGCUGAAUUUUAGAAUUGCUUCUUUUUUUUUUAAACUACAUCAUCAUUUGCCAUGGCAUCCAUACUGGGCAUAAUCGUUUUAACCUACCUAAAUAAAGCAAUAAAAAUCAGAGCUAGCAAGAACCAGAUAGCUGGACAGCAUAAAUGAAGAGAUUGGUUGAGAGGGAGAGGAGGAGAAAGUACUUAAACAAGAGCUCUGUGGCAAUAAUAGGAAGAGAGCAUGUUGUACUGAACAUUACACCCAGGAACUGUUUGGAAUUUGUUUUGAUAAAACAGGAAAAGAAAAUGACACCCACACUUUAAAAAGCCCUCUGGAUAAGUGAUGGAACUCAAGGAGUAGCUGGAGAACUAGAAGGCAUCAGGGUGGGUGAGCUGAACACAGUGCACUUUCCUUCCCACCCCAGGCCAUUAUUUUUACUUUUUCCUCAUUGAUAACACCUUCCCUGUUAGGAUCCUGAGCCAUCCUGCAACUUGCCAUUUUUGAAAGCACAUCCCGGUUGUCAACAAGCCUGAUAGAAGUAGUCAGAUGUAGGAAAGCCCAAAUGAUUUUAGGAGGCAGACUGACAAGCUGGAGAUUGCCUUAUUUAGGUUUUUCACCCUCACUGCUAGAAAACACUAGGCUUUUUGUGGUCAAUUGUGUUGUAAAGAAAAUGAGUGAAGUUUAUUCAAGCUGAACAGACUCCUCUUAUUAAGUCAGCAAAACCAAAGAGGUCAAUUUGCCAAACACAAGGAUAAAACCAGUUGGCAUUUUAUUUGUGAGUCCUGAGUAUUACAAAUGAAGUGCAGAUUUGUCAACUACACUUUAAGAGUCUCUAUUAUCAGUUGACAGUGGGGUUUACAGGUCUGGUUCAGUGGCAAUUUCACUCAAAACCUUAUCAACCACCCUGGGCUUCAGUUUCUUAGUUCUGAGCUCAGAAUUCUGUUACCACACGUACACUUUGCAGUGUGAAUGGGACAGGUGUUACCCAAGUCCAGAAAACCACUGGAAGUUUAACUCCCAUGACAUGGAUGCAGUCCUGUAAAAGAACUAGUGGUCUUAUUUUAAAUGCUUUUAAUGCACAUAAGUCAAUUAAGUACAGAUGAAAGGAGUCAAAAUAAUGCCCUGUAGCGGCAGAGAAAAUACAGCUGGGGAAGCAACAAUGCAAGCUUUCCCAAUAGCCUUGCGAAUGUAUUUCAAAACCCUGACCUGAAGGGAUCAUUUCCUGAGUCAGAACGUCAGUAUCCAUACCCAUUCACUCAUUCCCCUCUCUGGGUAUGCCAACAUUAGCCCUCAACCUCAUGGGUGUUCGUAUUUUGUGAACAGUUUCCCCACUAGGAGCUGGAUCAAGACCAAACCACUUCCUAAAGGUCACUUAACAACCAGUAGAUGGUAAUGAUUUAGCCACUGGGGAUUUCAACUGCCACCCAAUCCCCUACUACCUUUAAAGUAGAAUAUAGAGGAAGACCAGUGCAUUAUCGUAUAUGAUGUUAUGCUUUGAAAGUAUAAGGGUGCACAAAGUUAAAUCAGUUAGUUGAUAAUCCUUAGACGCCACACAGGAUUUUACUUUGAAAGUAUAACAAUUUCUGAACUCUUUAGUUUCCAUUUUCUGUUCACCUGAGCACUUAAUUACACUUUUGCUGCUACAAUAAAUUUUUCAGCCUGUCAGGUGGGCAGUGGUUUGCACAAUGUUUAAGUUGCUGGCUAAAGAGCUAUCUAACUGUACCUGGCACAGGUGUAAGUGUUCCCAUUCUGAUCUAGAAGGGUUUUACAGUCACUCUGCACAGUGGGGUAAGGCCCUCAGGAGAGGCAAAUAGCAGGUGGGUGGAAGUAGGAGGCAUUUAACUCUCUUCCACCAUCGCAGGAAUCAAAUCAGCACUUUUUUUGAUAGUCAAACCUGAUCUUUGUACCCCUUAGUUACAUAACUUUGCUACUACCUCCCAUUCCCCUGACCUGCAGACAGAUUUCACCCCACAUUUGCCCCUAAUCUCACCCACCACGUGUGGUAAUGAAACCAGCUGCAAGACAGCUGCAGUAUGCUUCAUGAUCCUGGUCAUUUAUGUCUUCAGAAAGAGAUGAAAGGAAACAAGUCAGG
This is a messenger RNA of Chelonia mydas (Green sea turtle), 6686 nucleotides long. RefSeq names its product glycosylphosphatidylinositol specific phospholipase D1 (gene GPLD1). Gene Ontology annotation, cellular component: extracellular matrix; extracellular region. NCBI's taxonomy places the organism in Eukaryota, Metazoa, Chordata, Testudines, Cheloniidae. The record is from RefSeq and is a predicted model, not a curated record. The transcript has 25 exons. The coding region runs from base 137 to 2668 and encodes 843 amino acids. Gene Ontology annotation, molecular function: GPI anchor phospholipase D activity.